AUGGCUCAGCGUCGGGUCGAGCGUCUGGAGUCCAGCUGGAUGGAGCAGAUGCUCGAGAGCGAAGAGCUUAAAUUUCGAGUCCCGAAGAGCAGCGCGAGAGGAGAAGAAAAAUGUCAGGAGAAGAAGAAGCCGGUGAUGCAAGAGGACUCCAGCUUGUCUGGUCCUUUGCUGGUGUCCACGUCUCGCGGGGACAAGGAGCAAGUGAAAGGAAUGGCGCCAUCCUCGUCGCCAUCCUCGUCGCCAUCCUUAUCCUCGCAGCUUUUCAUCUCGUCGGCGAUGGAGGACGAGAAGACAGUUGAAGAGGACCUGCAGUCCUGGUACGUGAGAGAUGAGAAGACUUGA
Guillardia theta CCMP2712 is the source of this 342-nucleotide messenger RNA. RefSeq lists its product as hypothetical. Lineage: Eukaryota; Cryptophyceae; Pyrenomonadales; Geminigeraceae. Bases 1 to 342 code for a protein of 113 amino acids. The record is from RefSeq and is a predicted model, not a curated record. The transcript is spliced from 4 exons.